Molecule: messenger RNA, 630 nt
Organism: Alternaria incomplexa
Lineage: Eukaryota; Fungi; Ascomycota; Dothideomycetes; Pleosporales; Pleosporaceae
Exons: 2
Coding region: 1-630 (209 amino acids)
Source: RefSeq, a predicted model, not a curated record
AUGUCAACAGUACCAGCUCUCCAAGCCGCCCUCAACAACGCCAACGCACAGCUCACAGAAAGCAACGCACAAAUCGCAGCCCUGAGCGCGACACUCGGAAACAAAAACAGGUAUCUCAUCGCAGCGUCCCGCGAGCUAUACGCACCAACUACUGUCAGAGGCGUGUACUACUCCCUCGAACCCAUGUCGUUCAUUGGCGAAACACAGAUAGUGAGACAGGUACCUGGAGAGACCCUCGAACACGUUCGCUACGAAGAGCUGUGGUCCUCGUCCUCGCCGCAAGUAAACCCUUACAAUGUUGAGCACAAUAUGUACGGCCACUAUGGAACGCGUGUGCCGGGUCUGUUUAUUAGUCAUGAAGAAGUGGAGAGUCAACGUUACCAAUGGUGGGGAGCCCAUCAGCGCUCCGCAGACAAGAAGGAGGAUGAAAAGAAGAAUGACAAUGACAAAACUACAAAGGCGAUGCGGAAGGACAACAAGGAAGCGGAGAAAGACGGGCGACGUGAGGAUGAGGAGCAGGGAGAAGAAAAGGUGGAUAAAGAUACGAGGAAGAAGGCUGAUAGGAAGGAAGAAGGGGAACGAUUGGCGAGGAUCUUUGAAGACGAGUUGGGAUUGAGGAAGAGACGGUGA